This is a messenger RNA of Saprolegnia parasitica CBS 223.65, 2736 nucleotides long. RefSeq lists its product as hypothetical. The record is from RefSeq and is a predicted model, not a curated record. Bases 1 to 2736 code for a protein of 911 amino acids. Lineage: Eukaryota; Oomycota; Saprolegniomycetes; Saprolegniales; Saprolegniaceae. The transcript is spliced from 3 exons.
AUGACCGGUCGGUAUCCUGGGCCGAUCCUCACGUCGCUCGAUGGCGUCGCUGCUUGGAAGACGAGCUUCCUGGCAUGCACCGAGACCGACGCCCACAUCAAGUACUACCUGACCAAGGACUACGUGGACCCGAGCUUGGCGGAUGCGAUCACGGCCGACGACAUGGCCCAGAUGCUCCGCGAUGCCAAGGCGCUCAUGCCCACGUCGCGGCUCGACGACUUGCCGCCAGACGAGCGCGCGGCCGCACUCGCACAGCGCCGCAGCCAGUACAACGCGCACAUCAACGUCUUCAAGGAGUCCAUUCUUGGGUCGCUUCAAGCAGCCCGCGCCGCAGCCGCGGCCGCCUACUUGUCGUCGGCGAUCGCGCCCGCGCUGGCGGUCGGGAACCGAUCCGAUCCGUACAAGCUCUGGCAGCGCUUACAGCGUCCUGCGUCCAGCGGCGACGUCAUGGCUUUGUUGCAGAGCGUACUCGACCUCUCAUGCGAGCCGGCAUCGGGCGCCGCCUUCUUCGCCUCGUUCGAAGCCGCCAUGGCGCCGCUCACGGCCGCGCUAUUGGACCACGAGCCAACGAUCCAAGCCAUCGACGGGAUCGAGUUCGACCCGGUCGCCGAGCCGUGGUUCGAGGCCUACCGGGCGCACGUCGCCGACAAGGUCCAGGCCACGCUCCUCGCGACGGUCUUCGCGCCCGAGCUCAACCUGCAAUUUCGCGCGUGGAGCAAGAUGAAGCUCGAGUAUCGCUUCCUUCGCCAGCGCGUCGAGAACUUUUUGAAGGAGCUUCCACCCGGCGCGACACUCAAGCGCAAGCAGCCAGCGGGGAUGGCGACCUCGUCGGCCAAGAAGCCCAAGCCCACGAGCAAUGACGUCGUCGUCAAGAUGGAGCCGGGAACCGAAGCGCCGAUCAACAUGCGAUCGUUCGCCGAGUACCACAAGCGCCGGACGACAACCUCAAGUCCGCCCCGUGCAAAGGCUUUCGAGAACGGCGACGCGGUGCCUGCCAGAAGCGACAACUAUGAACCACCCGGCGCAAGCGCCGCCAGCUUUCUCAGCAGUCUCGACCACCUUCUCGAGGAGCCGCGGCCAGCCCGAGCCUCGCGCUGGGACACGGAAGCCGACGAAGAAUCCAACUAUCACCACGAAGAAGUUAAAAGCAUGGACCGGCCGCUGUCGUCGUCUCGGCCCGCUGCGCGGCGCGUCGUCUCCUACACUGAGGCGCCCGUCGAGCGCGGUCCCAAGUGUUUGCCGCACGAGGAGGCGUACGCGGUGGACGGUGUGUCCGCUGGGUCGACCUGUGACUAUUGCUACUCGUCCAAGCACAAGCCCACGCAGUGCCCGGCGCUCGUCGGCGACCUUCGCCGCCGCCGCGUCCGCGCCAGCUACAAGGUGCCGCAGGACCUCGUCUGUCCGUACUGCGCGCUCUUUGACGACGUCUUUGCCCAUGCCGUGCACCCGGGCUACCGCUCGACAUCGACCCGCCCGUCGCCGGCCCGCGGCUGCAUCUACUGCGGCGACAGCCAUUUGGUCACGCGGUGCUUCAAGCUGCUUCAAGACAUGCGCUUCAAGCGCGUGCGAUGCGACUUUGUUGUGCCGACGGGGUUUCUCUGCAGCUACUGCCUCCUGUACGAGCACUACUACACGCACGACGAGUCGGUCUGCAAGAAGCUCAAGGACGCACUGGUCGCUGGCAAUGUCCACAAAGACUUUGAACUGCCCUUAGGCAAGUCGAUGCCCAAAGUGCCGGGGCGCGUCAGUGCGCCGUCGCCGGGACCGCCGCUGCCACGGGACCCGCUCGCCCGCUCGGAUGCCAUGUGCGCCUACUGCGGCGCGCCGUCGCACACGGCCAACAAGUGCCCGAUUCUGCUCGGCGAUGUGCGCAACCACCGCGUUCGCAACGGCUUUGUCGUGCCCCCCGAGUACGUCUGUGGCUACUGCCACUUGGUCCAGGCCAAAGUCUUCUUUCACAGCGUGAGCGACUGCCCGGCACUGCGCACCGAUCUGCACAACCGCCGCGUCGACGCUCGGUACGUCCACCCGGACAACACGCCUUGGCCGACGACCGUCGCCACGAUAGCGCUUCCUCGAGUCAAGUUUGACGCCGCCGGCGACGACGACCUCGCGUCGCCUCCCAAGAUGGUCAGUCGCCAGCCGCCGCCCAAGCCCAAGCGCACCACCUACCACGACGAGACGGACGCGGAUACGUUCGAGUCGGACGACAGCUACUCGGCGCCCGUGGCUCCGCGCCGGGGCCGCAACCACCGGGCGACGUCGCAGUCGCCGCCGUCGUCGCCCGUCGGCAAGGUCGCGCCGCUCAAGACCGUCGACGGCGAGGCCGAGACGACGAUCGGGGUCGCGGUGAAAAUGAAGGGCGAGCUCUCGUUCGAGCGCCUACUGCGGAUCGAGGGCGAGUUUGACGGCCGGCUCGUCUCCAAGGGCAGCCUUGUGAUCGGCGCCAAGGGCCUCUUGACCGGCCCGGUCGAGGGCAUGAAGGAGGUGCUGGUCUCGGGCGGCCGCAUCAUUGGCAACGUCAACGUCGAGCGCCUCGUGCUGCGAGACAAGGGCCAGAUCUUUGGCAACGUGACCGCGAAGAGCAUCCGCAUCGAUCCCGACUGCGUCGUCGUCGGCUCGCUCAACGUCAACCCGCACGCGCCGUCGCGCAUCAACCUCAAGGGCGAGCCGGUCACAGAGGAGCCCAAGCCGCCGCCGGUCACACCGACACCGCCGACGCAGCCCGUCGCGUGA